UGGAGUGAAAGCUGGUGAAGAAGGAGGAAAAAGAAAAAGAGAGCCGGAGAAGUGGACAAAUGAAAGGGGAAAAAAAGAAAUUUUCUGGGGAUUUCUGAGAAACUCGAAGCAAACUUCCCGGACAUUGCUGGACAAAAGUGGAACAGGAUCCAACUCUGAAUGCUGGGAGGAUAUUGAGUGGGUUGGUUUUUUUUUUUUUGUGGGUUGCUUUGGCACUGCCCCUUGGCGGAGGCAGCGGAUUGGGGCGACUACAAAAGCAGGAAGAGAGUCGGGACGUUCCUGUGAGUCACUUGAGGUGUGGGAAAAAGGCAGUUGCCGCGCUCUUUUUAGCAAAGAUGCCCAUCCUCAAGCAGUCUCCAGUUUCUCAUUCCAAGAAGAGGCCCCGUCUGGAUCGAGCCAUGAUUAGCGCCCCUUUGGGGGAUUUUCGACAUACGAUGCACAUUGGCCGUGGGGGCGAUGCUUUUGGAGACACAUCAUUCCUCAGCAACCACGGGGGUGCCAAAACCAAUGGGUUGCCUCACGAUGUAGCAGUGUCUCCUGGGUCUCUUGGUUCUCCUGGAGAUGUUUCUGGUUGCUUUGAAUUGCUCUCUCCUCCUGGGAGCGGGAACGGAGUAGUCCAGAGUCCAACAACAUCAACCCCUGAUGGCAGCUUCAUGGUACUGCAGAGCCCAGAGAAGGCUGACUGGAAUCCCCCUAAUGGAAAAGGUUGGGACCUGCAAGAGAAGUUCUCCCUGGAUAGCCCCACUCUGGACCACGCUGAAUCCCUUCUCUCUUUCCAGCUGGACUUGGGCCCUUCCAUCUUGGAGGAUGUGCUGGGAGUGAUGGAUAAAGAUUGGGACAAUAUUCAAGGGCAGGAUCAGGAAGUAUUGAGAGAUGAGAGCUUAAGCCCAUUGGGAUGCUCCCAGCAGGAAGAUGAAAAAGAACAGGAGGAAGAAGAAGAGGAGGAGGAGGAAGAGGAGGAGGAAGAGGAGGGACAGGGCUACAGUUUUGAAGAUGAACAAGAUGAAGAGAUUGGGUUAUAGGAGGAGGAACAUCUUGGUUUUUCUCUUUCUUUUCCCCACCCUUAAAUUUCUGCCAGCCUGCUCUUGCAGAGUCUUUCAGCCUCUACUACUGCAGUAGUCAGCAACUGGCAGCCUUUUGGCCAUAUGAGGCCAGCAAAUGACUAUUUGUAAUCCACCAUUUUAUCCCUGCUUCUUCCCAUAGAGAAGCCUUUUUUUUUACCUUCAGAUUUCUUAUUGUGGUGUUCAAACAGGAAAACGCCAAUCAGAAUCCUAUGGCACAUUCCAUGAUGCUACUUCUGAAAAAUAAGUUCCAGAAGGUGCUUAAUAAUCCUUGUUCUUUCCCCCAUCUUCUUGUAUUCCUUCCAAGUCCUGGGACAGUGCAGCUUCUUUGUACUGGAAAAAUACGUCUUGGCUUCAGCCCAUCUCUCUAUCUGGAAUCUAAGUGACAUACCACUGAGCCUGUUACGAAACUCUCUGUCCAUCAUCUGCUCUUAUGUUUAUCAUUUUUUUUACUUAACCAUCUUGAAUUCCAGCUCUCUAACCCCCACUGUUGGUUUCCCUCUAUGAACUUGGAAUGUGCUUUGAGGAAAGGUCACCUAAGAGAACAGACUGAGAGAAUGUGAGGACAGAGUCUUAACCAAGAGUCACAUGGUUGAAAAUACAGACUAAGAAUGAAUGAUACCAUUUUGGAAACUCUCUAAUGAUCUCCAACUAUGUGGCCAGUCUCUUGUACCAACAAGUGUGCUGUUGGGACAUUCAAAGGUAUGAAGCCUUCUUCUGUCCACCAGUCCCUUUUCAACGGAUGAUCACAACCUAGCUCAAUAGCUUCCAUUUCAGAAUUCAUUCACUUUUUUUUCCUCUUAAACCUGUGGAUCUGUAUAUCCAAGCAGUAUUGUGUAUCCAAGCAAUUGUGAGAUGUCUUCUUAAGAGAUGAUCUUGUGUUAAGAAAAGAACAGGAUUAGAGGGAAGACAGAAGAACUUUGACACGUUUUCUUGAAGUCAAUGAAAAGGAUAAAGAUCCUUUCAUGGCAUGAAGAAUGAAGAAAAGAUAUUUGGUUCAUAACUAGAAGAGACAGAUGAGUGGCCUGCAAUUAGCCAUGUACCCUAGCUGCCUCUGACAAGGGACAGAAUUUUCUGCCAGCGGCCCACCUCAAUGUUUUUUGCACCCUGUAUAAAAGAAGCAUCUGUUUUUGUCAGCAAAGUCAUGUACAAAAAAGGACAAAGUUUUCAACAGAUAUGAUAGCUGAAACAAUUCUGUGUUAUUUUUCGCUCUCUUUUGGCUAGUCACUUUUUAAACAGAUUUAUUUAUGAAGGACAAAACUUGGAGUGCUCGUGUGGAAAAAAUAUGCAUCAUUUUUUUUCUUCAUUAAAGCUGUGAUGGGGUUGAGUGGUAAGGCAAGGUUGCAUCCAUAGAUAGCAUCUCUAUCCAAUUUGAACUGGAUAACCUUUUAAAUCAGGUGCUUUUAAAUUAAUAAAAUUCAAUGGGCUGGAAGCGGCAAUAACUGGAGAGGGAUUUAUACUGGCCAACGUAUUUUUGAACAACACUUUUCUAAUCCCAGAUCCUUCAAAUUAAUAGCUUGUCUUUUUGCCCAUCAGAUAUUUUUUUUACAUUCUUUUUAAAGUGAUAUUCUGUUACAGCUAUCUUGGCUUCCCUAAACUGGCCUGCGGGGAACAUUGUCAACUCAUUUUUGGAAGUUAAUGGUAAACAGUUGGGAAACAAAUCUGCCUGUUCUCUGUACAUAUGCAGAGGUGGUGGUACAGCUGUAGAUUUGUUUGUGCUAAAUGCAAGAAUACGUAUAUAGAAAUAAUGCCUUUCCCUUACUGUACCCCUUGGUCCUGCCCCAUUAAACUUUAUCCAUCCUCCUGUUCCUAGUCUAGAUCUAUUGGCUCCUUAGGGCAAUGUUUCUUAAUCUUGGCAACUUUAAGAGGUAUGGACUUCAACCCCCACAAUUCCCCAGCCAACAUCUUAAAAUAGCCAAGGUUGGGAAAUGAUGUCUUAGGGAUUGCUUAUAGACAGAUCUAGUCUAUAUGUUUUUUUGAUUCCACUGUGUUUCUGCUUUUGUGUUCUUACUCCUGAUUCAUUUAUUGCAAUGGAAAAGGUAUAUAGAACUACAAUGUAUAUGGCCUUACCUGAAGUAUUUAUCUGCUACAAAAAAAAGAAUAAGUUGUUUUUACUGCCAGAGUGAGUGUUACCACCUCCCUCCUCUCUGCCUAAAUGGGACAAGGUUUAAAUAUGUCAGAAUUAAAGUAGAUAAAGAUGCUCAGUACAUUACUACAAUUGACAUUGCUACAAGAUAAGAUAUUGAUCUUAACCUUAGCAUCUUUAAGAUGAGUGGACUUCAGCUCCCAGAAUUCCCCAGCCAACAUGGGAAUUGAAAUCCACUUCUGGGAUUUGACUUCCACCUAUUUCAAAGCUGCUAAUGUUGAGAAACACUAAGCUAACCGGUGGCUCCGAGAAGCUCUGGAUGUAGCCAAUGAACUUCUCCAGAAGUUGCUACUGAGUUGUAGUUUUUAAUAUAAGGAAGGAGGAAGAAAUAAUUAAUUUCACAGAGAGUAAUCAUGCAGACUCUGUUUUGUUUAAACUCAAUGUCUUUGUCUGGCUUUGAGAGCACAUGCCAAUUAAACAGCCAGAUGCAUCCUUCUGAUCAUAAAGAGAUAAAUAUCUUUGCAGUAGAUCUCAGUUACUUACCGUUUAGUCGUCUAUGGAGAGUCUCAGUCAACCAGGUCAUUGUUGUCCCAAAAGUGCUUUUUCAAGAGGCA
Molecule: messenger RNA, 3761 nt
Organism: Thamnophis sirtalis
Lineage: Eukaryota; Metazoa; Chordata; Lepidosauria; Squamata; Natricidae
Gene: CDC42EP5
Product: CDC42 effector protein 5
Biological process (GO): Rho protein signal transduction; positive regulation of pseudopodium assembly; regulation of cell shape
Cellular component (GO): cytoplasm; plasma membrane; cytoskeleton
Molecular function (GO): small GTPase binding
Source: RefSeq, a predicted model, not a curated record